AUGGCUGAUUCAGCAAUGACCGGCGCCGGCGCCGGCGCCACAGGCGAACCCUUCACCCUCGAAGAACGCAUCCAACAGCUCUGUGAAAUCGACACAAGCAUAGUCCAGCUCAUGCAUCACACUUCCUCCGCCAUGUCCGCCCUUGGCGCCCAAAAGACCCCUGAAAUAAACCCCGAGCAGCAGAAGCAGACGUUCAAGUCGUCCAUGGACGCCCUCCUCUCCACCCUGCACACGGUCGACGUCCACAUGAAACGCCAGAUCAUGGGGCUCGAGGAGGCCGGCAUCAUCAAGCUCCGCGGCGAAGGCGGCGGCAGCGGCGGCCCCGGCGAGAAGAGCGUCGGCGGUCGCCAGGUCGUCAUGAACGAGGACGCAAAGAUCGUCGCCAGGCCCUCCCUCGAACCCAAUGGCGUCGGCACCAUUGGCAACCUCGACGUCGGCUGGCUCAACAGCCGCAACAACAAGGUCGAGCGUGACAUGGAGGCCGAGCUGUGGGCCAAGAUGAGGGAGUUCCUCGAGAGAUACCACUCGCAGGAGCAAGAAGCCAGCGGGGAGGUCAGCGAGAUGCAGCAGUGA
Molecule: messenger RNA, 573 nt
Organism: Colletotrichum higginsianum IMI 349063
Lineage: Eukaryota; Fungi; Ascomycota; Sordariomycetes; Glomerellales; Glomerellaceae
Product: Mediator complex protein
Exons: 1
Coding region: 1-573 (190 amino acids)
Biological process (GO): regulation of transcription by RNA polymerase II
Cellular component (GO): mediator complex
Molecular function (GO): transcription coregulator activity
Source: RefSeq, a predicted model, not a curated record